AUGAAGUUGGGAUUACUAGCUCAUGUAUGCACUGUGAUGUACUUAUUCCAUGUGCACGAAGGUAAAGCAGUAGUAUCGUAGAGAUACAAAAGAGCGAGAGAAGUUUCAUUCUAUUAUUUAACCACUCUUUCAUCACGUAGUAAGCCAUAAACGCUUUAACUACGAUAUUAGAAAAAUGCUUUCUCGUCCGAUGAGAACCCAGUCUGAGCUUACAAACUAUCAAAUAAUUCUUGUUGCCCCCUUGAUAGCAUCCUACCAGCCAAAAUUAGCGCCCAAACUAGCGUUUACACAAGCAAAAACGCCUAAACGCUGCCCUCUCAGGGAUCGAGGUUAAACCUUUAAGAGCAGUGUUGUGAUCAACAUCAAUAUUCUUCUAACAAUAUAUUUCAAUACAUAAUCAGUAAAAGAGAAUUGAUAAAACGAUCCCCAAAGGGAAAAUUCUUUGAACUUUUUAUCAGUUGAAAUUCUCUCACCUAAUUAAUUAAGAAAAUAUAUGGAGAUCGGUUUGGGGAAUUUGUAUGUGGAUAUUGCGAAUUAAAGGACUGUAAGUUCUGAAACGAUAACUUUAUUUUGUUUGCCUACCAGCCUUUAACUGCCCCUCCUGCACUGGGAUUGGAAAGAGUAGAGACGAGGCGAAUAAGGCGUGUGACAAAAACAAAAGGACGGUUGCAUGCGCACCUGAUGAAUCGGUGUGUGUGGCUGGAGAAAAACAGGUAUCGCGUUCUUUGUUCCUUGUCCAACGGUUCUGUUCAAGCAGAAAGAUGCUUGAUGAAAUGAAGAAGCAAUGCCAAGAUAAAAAGAAGUCUGCAGAUUCACUGUGUAAAGUGGCGAUGUGUGAAAUAGCUGGUUGCACUGCAAGGCUUUCGUAA
This is a messenger RNA of Porites evermanni, 869 nucleotides long. The record is from the annotation of a GenBank genome assembly. Lineage: Eukaryota; Metazoa; Cnidaria; Anthozoa; Scleractinia; Poritidae.